Messenger RNA from Mustela erminea (ermine), 773 nucleotides. It is a transcript of the gene VAMP8, whose product is annotated as vesicle associated membrane protein 8. Lineage: Eukaryota; Metazoa; Chordata; Mammalia; Carnivora; Mustelidae. The record is from RefSeq and is a predicted model, not a curated record. Bases 169 to 474 code for a protein of 101 amino acids. The transcript has 3 exons. Gene Ontology annotation, biological process: SNARE complex assembly; vesicle fusion; vesicle-mediated transport. Gene Ontology annotation, cellular component: plasma membrane; SNARE complex. Gene Ontology annotation, molecular function: syntaxin binding; SNAP receptor activity.
CCCGCCUACCUGGGGGAACCUGCUCGAGGUGAGGCUGGCGCGUCUCGGGAUGCGAGGCGGGCGGGGGCAGGCUGAAAGUUGGAGCAAGCAGGAAGUGAAGCGAGGGCCGCCCGGGAGGAAACAGACUAGGCGAGUCCCGUCGCGGACAGGCCCGAGCCGCCGGGAGACAUGGAGGAGACCAGUGGAGGUGGGGGACAUGAUCAAGUGCGGAACCUGCAGAGUGAGGUGGAGGGUGUCAAGAAUAUUAUGACCCAGAAUGUGGAGCGGAUCCUAGCCCGAGGAGAAAACCUGGAACAUCUCCGCAACAAGACAGAGGAUCUGGAAGCCACCUCGGAGCACUUCAAGACCACAUCGCAGAAGGUGGCUCGGAAGUUCUGGUGGAAGAACGUGAAGAUGAUUGUCCUCAUCUGCGUGAUUGUUUUUAUCAUCAUCCUCUUCAUCGUGCUUUUUGCCACCCAUGCCAUCCCAACUUAGGGAGCCCCUCGCCCCCGCCCUCCUCUUCAGGGCAACCCUCCACAGCGGGUGCCAAGAAGGGUCCUCUCUCCCAUCCUUGCCCACAGGGAGUGCUGCUGCGUCCUCCUGCCCCUCACUCAGGGGCCCCUCUACCACACUGUCUGCCCCAGGCUCCUUGGCCCCCCAGAAGGAGAAAGCUGGACUGUGGCUGUGUUUCAUGGGCCCCCAGAGUUGGUUGGAGACACACCCAGAAAGCCCAGCCUGUGGCUGGGAAACGGAUGGUGGCCGGUGGGCAAUAAAGACCUUUCGGUAUCCCUACA